Messenger RNA from Prunus armeniaca (apricot), 234 nucleotides. The record is from the annotation of a GenBank genome assembly. Lineage: Eukaryota; Viridiplantae; Streptophyta; Magnoliopsida; Rosales; Rosaceae.
AUGAAUGGUGAUGAGUUCAAUUGGUUCACCUCCUUGCGCAGAGCGUCUUCAAAAUCUCCUCUCAUCUUUAAGUUUCGACAUCUUCUGCCCGCAUGGCCUGCGGUUUACUUCGAUGUCCUCCAUGAUUCGGGCACCGUUGGUUUACCUCUUCGUUGUCUCUAUGGAGCAUAUCUCCUCGAUUGUCCUGCAUGCGCAGCGUGUUGGUGGACUGAGCUUGCGAGGCAACCUCCGUAG